This is a messenger RNA of Anopheles funestus (African malaria mosquito), 961 nucleotides long. RefSeq names its product baculoviral IAP repeat-containing protein 5 (gene Det). Bases 105 to 551 code for a protein of 148 amino acids. Lineage: Eukaryota; Metazoa; Arthropoda; Insecta; Diptera; Culicidae. The transcript has 3 exons. The record is from RefSeq and is a predicted model, not a curated record.
CCGUCUCUUUCUGUCAAAGCUUUGAUGUGAUCGCAAAACAACCGCUCAAACGUUCUACCUUGUUGAUUUGUACCUAAUUGUUCAUUAUUUACUCGAUCAAGCUGAUGGAAUCUUCCGCCAACGCAAUGGAAUCUACUUCUAACAUCGGUAAAAUAUUAUUACUACAGGAGGAUCGAGAAAAAAGCUUCAAACAGUGGCCAUUUACCACCGACAAACAAUGCAGUGUACAGAAGAUGGCAGAGGCAGGAUUCUACUGGCAAGGAACGGAUACGGAGAUCGACAUAGCCGCUUGCUUCGUGUGUGGUAAAGAACUGGAUGGUUGGGAAGAAUCGGACGACCCGUGGAGCGAGCACCGGAAACAUGCACCACAAUGUCCGUUUGUGAAAUAUGGUCGAGCGGAAGCGAAUUUAACGGUUGAAGAAUUCGUCAACCUCAUGAUGGCUACACUGAAGAUGAGGUUUCUAAACAACUACACUACCCUUAAGACUAACGCCAAGAUGCUUAUAGAAAAGAAACGGAAGGAAAUGGAGAAACUACUACGAACCAACUAGGAUUAAGACGUUCAUAUCCUGACAUGAACCCAGCACCUAUACAAACCGCGUAAGAGAAUGUUCCAGCUAUACACGACUAAACUAAAGGAAAGCUUUGGAAAAUGCUCAAACUAAUUUCAUCAAUUGUAAUCUCAUUUGCAUCUAGCUUCAAUAAUUCUUCGAAGGGGGUUGGGAUAUUUUGCUUCUACGUUCGGUUAAAUGCUUACACAUGUGUGGUAAAUGCAACGUUCCCAUUGACCGGAUCAUGUAAAAUACACGAGACAGUAGAUGAAUACAUUACAUACUUUUCCAUGAAAUUAGCUAUUAGAUUUCUUUCAUAAAUACACACAAACACAAUUAUUGCUUUGCUAAAUUAAGAUAAAUUGCUUUGUUUUAUUUCCUAUUUAUUUAAGCAUAAAGUAAAUAUUGUG